This is a messenger RNA of Chenopodium quinoa (quinoa), 2030 nucleotides long. Its product is annotated as probable sugar phosphate/phosphate translocator At3g17430. Gene Ontology annotation, molecular function: antiporter activity. The transcript has 10 exons. The record is from RefSeq and is a predicted model, not a curated record. Lineage: Eukaryota; Viridiplantae; Streptophyta; Magnoliopsida; Caryophyllales; Amaranthaceae. Gene Ontology annotation, cellular component: Golgi apparatus; endosome; trans-Golgi network. The coding region runs from base 468 to 1610 and encodes 380 amino acids.
ACCAAAGAAAUAAAUAAGAAGUAUGUGGCAGUUGGAUUUUUACACUUCCCCCAUUAAAGGUCCCACACUAUUGCUCCCCUCUCACUACUACACAAACUCCUCCUGCAAUCCAUCAUUCUUCCCUCUUUUUCCUUCCCAAUUUCUUCAAUCUCACUCUCAAAUUCAACCCCAAAUUUCAUCUUACACCCCAAAAUUUCUCUAUUCUUCCCCAAUUCAAACCCUAGAUCUUUCGCAUGCCUAAAUCUCUUUCUCUGCAAUUCUUUCGCCAUUGCCAGACACCUCCACCGACGAAUACGAGGACGAACAACACUCUCAUUCUCUCUCCUACUUCAUUUUCUUCCCAUUCUUUCGAUUUUUCUCAGGUUAAUUUUCAUGGGAAGAUGAAUUUGCAGUUUGUAGUGUUCGUAUAGUUGGAAGUUGAUUCUUUGGUUUAAUAUUGUUGAUUUUGAAGAAAAAAGUAGGCGAAAAUGAUCAACACGUCACUUGCACUCACCUAUUUGUACUUAUUGAUUUACAUUUUGCUUUCUUCUGGAGUUAUACUGUACAAUAAGUGGGUUCUAUCUCCGAAGUACUUCAAUUUUCCAUUUCCUAUAACACUCACAAUGGUUCAUAUGGGGUUCUCCGGUGUUGUGGCAUUCUUUCUUGUUCGUGUUUUUAAGGUUGUAGCUCCUGUCAAAAUGACAUUUGAAAUUUAUGCAACAUGUGUAAUCCCCAUAAGCGCUUUCUUUGCUUCAAGUCUAUGGUUUGGAAACACUGCUUAUUUGCAUAUUUCAGUGGCCUUCAUUCAAAUGCUUAAAGCUCUGAUGCCUGUGGCAACUUUUCUCAUGGCCGUUGUGUGUGGCACUGACAAGCUAAGGUGUGACGUGUUCUUGAACAUGCUCCUGGUCAGUGUAGGAGUUGUCGUCUCCUCAUAUGGGGAAAUCCAUUUUAACAUCAUAGGCACACUAUAUCAAGUGACUGGAAUAUUUGCUGAAGCACUUAGGCUGGUCCUGACUCAAGUCCUCCUACAAAAGAAGGGCUUGACUCUCAAUCCAAUCACCAGCUUGUAUUACAUAGCUCCAUGCAGUUUUAUGUUUCUGUUUAUACCAUGGUAUAUGCUGGAGCAACCUCACAUGGAUAUUUCUCGUAUUCAAUUUAAUUUCUGGAUUUUCUUCUCCAAUGCUCUUUGCGCACUGGCCUUGAACUUCUCAAUUUUCUUGGUUAUCGGUAGAACUGGGGCAGUUACUAUCCGUGUUGCUGGUGUUCUUAAAGACUGGAUUCUGAUAGCCCUUUCAACAGUGAUUUUUCCCGAGUCAGCCAUUACAGGGCUCAAUAUAAUUGGUUACGCAAUUGCACUUGUUGGUGUUGUUAUGUACAACUAUCUAAAGGUGAAGGAUGUUCGUGCAACUCAACCAGCUUCACCUGAAAGAAUUACAGAUAGAGUUGCAAAGGAUUGGAAGUUUGAAAAGAAGUCAUCUGAUAUAUAUGUACCCAACGAUGAUGUUAAGACUGGUGGAGGUGGAGGGAGUAAUUCAGCUUCUGAAAUGAUUGUUGACGAAGAAGCUCCUUUAAUUACAUCCUCCAGGCUAUCUCAUAUAGGGCGAACACAGGUUAACCCACAUCCUGCUUGAUUGGUUUUUGAGACAUGGAUCUUAUAUUACCCCACUCUGCAGAGAAGAAUAGGAGCAGAAAAAUAGCGGCAUACAUUAUAUUUUCUAGGCAUCAAUAUGCAUCUUUUUGCUGUAAUUUUUUUAGGACAUGAAAAAUUUAGGAAAAUUCAUUGUAAUGACUUGAAAUACAACCCUUUGUGGUUUUUUCAUGUAUUUGAAAUCAGAACAUUUAAUUCUCUUCGUGUUCUGUUGGUAACUUGAGUUCAUGUUUAACAUCUAUGCAUUGAUUCUUUGGGCUGCAGCUCUUCUCGUGCAGUUCUAUCAGAAAAAUUCCAAUUGGAAUUAAACUUGGGGGUUUAUGCGAAUGCAAACAUUUGUUAAGUAUUGCUGAACAUUAAAAAAAAAAAAAAAAAAAAAAAAAAAAAAAAAAAAAAAAAAAAA